This is a messenger RNA of Aegilops tauschii subsp. strangulata, 1934 nucleotides long. Its product is annotated as BTB/POZ and MATH domain-containing protein 1. The record is from RefSeq and is a predicted model, not a curated record. Gene Ontology annotation, molecular function: protein binding. Gene Ontology annotation, biological process: protein ubiquitination. Lineage: Eukaryota; Viridiplantae; Streptophyta; Magnoliopsida; Poales; Poaceae.
GCUCUAGGCAGGCCCAGGUCGCACACACGGGACCAGCCGGCGGCGCAGCGAGUGAGCGGCGGCGGCGCGAGCUCUGUCUCCGGGGAGAAGCUGCAUCGGUGCCGCAGCCAGUGGGGCAGCGGCGACUCCGUGCGUAGCGGGGUGUGCCCAACUCUGCUUUCGGGGAGUGGAGCUCGUCUUCGUGCGGCCGCCGGCGACCUCCGUUUGCUCGGGGGUGACCAGGUUUGCUCCGGCGACCUCCGUUGCAAGCCUAGGUCCGCCAUGUCGGCCUUCACCGGCGUCUCUAUCGCCGACGGCAACAGGCGGUGCUUCUGCGAGACGUCGGCCGUGGACGCCCGCGGGGACAGCGGCUACCACCUGCUCAUGAUCACCGGCUACACGCGCACCAAGGAGCUGAUGUCCACGGGCGAGAGCAUCACCGCCGGUCCUUUCAAUGUAGGAGGCCACGAUUGGAUGAUUGAGUACUACCCCAAUGGCGAGAACCCGAGCUGUGCCGGCUUCAUCUCGCUCUUUCUAACCUUUCACUACGACGCCGAUAUCGAUGAGGGAGAGCCUGUGGAGGUCAGGUUCAGUUUCAGCCUUGUCGACCAGGUUGAGAAGCAGAUGCCGACGUACAUUCGUGGAACUGGUGAGACUCGCGACUUCUCCACCGCUACUUCAAUCUGGGGGAACGACAGGUUUAUGAGAAGAGACGCCCUUGAACAGUCUGCGGACCUCAAGUAUGAUUGUCUCACCAUCCGGUGCGAUGUCGUGGUCGUCAGCAACAGCAAGGUUGAUGAUGCCGGUGGCCACGGCGGCGCCGAGGCGCUCAUGCCGGACAUACACCAGCAUUUCAACAGUUUACUUCAAAACAAGGUGGGUGCCGAUGUGGCAUUCCAGGUUGGCGGCGAGACAUUCGCCGCACACCGGUGUGUGCUUGCUGCCCGAUCCACAGUGUUCAUGGCACAACUCUUUGGCCCCAUGAAGGAGGCGUCCAACAGUGUCAUACAGAUCAAACACAUGGAACCAAAGGUGUUCACGGCUUUGCUUAGCUUCAUCUACACAGACUCAUUCCCUGACAUGUACGAGGACAACAUUAAGUUGUGUGAAAUAUGCAAAGAUACGGGACAAGGACAAGAAGAUGAAAUGUCUGAAGCUGUGGACCAAGGACAAGAUGGGGAAGCGGCAGGGGAUGACAUGGGGCUGCUGCAAUGGCUGCAAGGUUUGUUUGUAGCGGCCGACCGGUACGAUCUCCAGCGGCUCAAGUUCAUCUGUGUAAAGCAGCUGUCUCAGCGCAUAGGUGUGAGCUCUGUGGCGUCCACCCUUGCUCUAGCCGAGCAGCACCACUGCCGUGGAUUGAAGGAGGCGUGCUUGAAGUUUAUCCAAGUCCAAUCUCCCCCGUGUUUGCAGACACUCAUGACGAGUAAUGGCUGGGGGCAUAUUGUCACGACCUAUCCCUCUGUUUUGAACGAGCUCAUUGCCAUGCUUGCCUCGAACCAGAGGAAAUAACACUCUGGAUACGGCGAAGCAAUGCAAUGGAGAGACUUGCACUAUGUUUGGGAUGUUGUGAUGAGGUAGGUUAGGUAUGCUCACUCCUGGACAAAAAAAAGCUGUGCAAGUGCAAGCACAAAUCACUCACUGCUGGACCGACGAUUUUGGACCUUGGAUGGAGAAGAAAAGAAAAGAGGAGAAUUGCGCCUGACGGAUUUCUUGGCCGGAUUGUUAUGCGACAGAUGCCGAGCACUCCCUGUAUGUACCUCCCUCAAGGCCAACACAUUCCCUCCCAACUGGAAAAUGUAAUAGGGACCCUGCCUGAAUCACUACUGGAGGGAGUAAUGGUCACUUUUGCUUUGAUGUUGUCUGGCUCUAGGCCUCUGAUGGUGAUGUAAAAACUUCCCACUAGAGACGACAUUAGCUAUUAGACGACUUGUUCUUUGAAGGUGUGAUUCUUGAAA